UACGCUAUCACUGCCCAGUGUUGGACACAGACAAGGCAACAACGUAAGAAUGAGGCUCGUUACAGUUGUCUUGCUGUUGCUUCUUGCGUCGGUGGGAUCCUCUGCUGCACCCAGCAGGUGGAGAAAAAGGGUUCACGAACCAUGCAAGCGGCUUGUCUUCUACUUUCACGACGUCAUAUACAAUGGUCACAACGCCAAGAAUGCUACGGCAGCCAUUGUAGGAGCUCCAACUUGGGGCAACAACACCAUUUUGGGUGGUCAAAACCAUUUUGGUGACGUGGUCGUGUUCGACGAUCCUAUCACCAUGGACAACAAUUUCCACUCUCCCCCAGUUGGACGCGCUCAGGGAUUUUACUUGUAUGAUAAGAAGGAUAUCUUCACGGCUUGGCUUGGCUUCUCCUUUGUGUUCAACUCAACACAGCACAAGGGAAGCAUCAACUUCGCUGGGGCUGAUCCGUUGAUGAACAAAACCAGAGAUAUAUCAGUGAUUGGUGGUACUGGUGAUUUCUUCAUGACUAGGGGUGUGGCUACUCUCAUGACCGAUGCUUUUGAAGGUGAAGUCUAUUUCAGGCUUCGCGUCGAUAUUAAGUUGUAUGAAUGUUGGUAGUUAUGAUUACUUUCUGCAGUAGAGUUUCAUCGAUCUGUAUGGUCCAUAUCUGAUCUCUUGAAUAACUUGCUUUUUGUUUCUGGUUCAUCGCUCGCUAGCUGAUUGCUGCCAGCUAGUUCUUUCUUUUCCGUUUAGCAACAUUAUUAUAUUGGAACAAGUCGAACCAAUUGAUUGCCUCAAGGCCUGGUUCAUGACUUUAAAAUUAUAUCGUUUGGUUUCCCUUGUAAUUCAGAAUCUGAUGAGCCUGUAAGGAAUAAGUUGUUCCAUGAGUUUUGUUUUGCUAGGUUCCUCGUGUGUUUUAUUGAAUUGUGCUCUUCACCUUUUCCAGAGACAAUGGAAUAUUAGGAUUGUGAUUUUCAGUUUUCUGAA
Neltuma alba is the source of this 976-nucleotide messenger RNA. Its product is annotated as disease resistance response protein 206-like. The record is from RefSeq and is a predicted model, not a curated record. The coding region runs from base 50 to 607 and encodes 185 amino acids. Lineage: Eukaryota; Viridiplantae; Streptophyta; Magnoliopsida; Fabales; Fabaceae. The transcript has a single exon.